AUGGAGGUGGCCGCGCAACACAACUGGAUGGCGGAGGAGACGGUGGAGGAGACACUCAUCAUAAGUGAAGCUCGACGCUCAGCCAACGUUGAUCGUGGUGUUGUUAAUGAAGAUGAAGUAUCGUCUAGCAGUGAUGAGGAAGAGGCGAGCAAGGACAAGCUUAAAAAUAGCGUCUACUUUAAUGAAGUAAUUGACGCUGUAGACUUUCACGUUGUUCUCAAUGGUGAUGAUCACACGGGAAAUGCUAAUGGACAAAUAAAUGAGACAGGAAAUCCCAAGGGUGAAAUUCUUUCUACUGUAUGUGUUCCACUUUUACAUGGACAAAAUUCACCCGUAGAGACGGGAAAUCCUAAGGGUGAAAUUAUUUCGGACGUAUGUGUUCCACUUUUACAUGGACAAAAUUUACUCGAUGAGACGGAAAAUCAAAUUCUUUCUGAGCCACUUUUAUAUGGACAAAAUUCACUCGAUGAGACGGGAAAAUAUGGUAAGGGAGAAAUUCUUCCUGGUGUAUGGCUUCCACCUAAUUCACAAGGACAUGAUUCACAAUCAAGUUCUUCAAUCAGAAAAGGAAGUGGAAAUGAAACAAUCAUUGAACAAGUUGAGGAAGAAACUGUUGAGUUGGAGUUCUUUGACACAACAGCAGUUGAUAAGCUAAAACACACACAUAAUGCAUACUGUCCAAAGUGUACUUCUCGUAUAACUAAAGUUGUCCUUCGAAGGGUAAAACGAGAAAGAAGGAUUAUAAUAGAAACUGAUGAUGAUCGUCAUGACCAAAAACCGGAGCUACUUGGAUGCCUCUCAUGCUUCAGUGUUUUCGUACGUAUAGGAAAGAAGCUCAAUCCGUUCCCAAUAUUUGGAAAUGGAGGAGGAACUACUAGUACAGAAAUAGCCAGAGAACCACAUCUCCCAAACAUAAAUGAAGGUGGCUUCAUUCCAGGGAUAAUGCCUUCCAAGAAGUCACCAACUGAAAUUAUAGAGAGUAAAGGAGAUGAUUACCGAAUUCCUAUAUUGGAAGACCCAAGAGCUUCUCCAUCAACAGGGUAUUCCAACAACUCACGAAGACCAAUACUUCCAGUUGAAGUUAAAGAUUCCAGAUCACUGGAGAUUGUAAAAUGCAUAGUAUAUGGAGGUUUAAUAGAGGCAAUCACAAGCUUGGGAGUGGUCUCCUCUGCAGCUGCAUCUGAUGCUGACACAAUGAAGAUUGUUACUAUUGGAGUGGCAAAUUUGAUAGGUGGACUUUUUGUCAUUUGUCAAAAUUUGGUGGACUUGAAAUAUAGUGUUGGAGGAGGUUCCAAUUACCAAGUAGAUCGAUACGGAGAACUACUUGGCCAAAGAAAAAACUUCCUCCUUCAUGCUACUUUUGCCAUGUUGUCAUAUUUUGUGUUUGGACUUAUCCCCCCUGUAAUAUAUGGCUUCACAUUUCGGAAGAGUGAUGACAGGGACUACAAACUUAUAGCAGUUGCCGCGGCUUCUCUUCUGUGUGUUAUCAUACUUGCUGCUGCAAAGGCUUAUACACAAAGAGCAAAUAAGUUCAGUAAAUACUUCAAGACUAUUUUGUCUUAUGUUAUAGCUGCAGGUAUGGUCUCAGGUGUUGCUUAUGCAGCAGGUCAUUUGAUUAAGAGGUUCAUGGAUGACAUGGGAUGGUUUGACUCAAAGCCGAUUUCACAGAAUCCAGCCUGGGCAUCCUAUUGACAUCUUGUCUGUGUUGUUAAAUCCUGAUUUCCUUCUUCGGCGAGCUUUAGAACC
Solanum verrucosum is the source of this 1746-nucleotide messenger RNA. Its product is annotated as membrane protein of ER body 2-like. Bases 1 to 1692 code for a protein of 563 amino acids. The transcript has 7 exons. The record is from RefSeq and is a predicted model, not a curated record. NCBI's taxonomy places the organism in Eukaryota, Viridiplantae, Streptophyta, Magnoliopsida, Solanales, Solanaceae.